This is a messenger RNA of Miscanthus lutarioriparius, 513 nucleotides long. Lineage: Eukaryota; Viridiplantae; Streptophyta; Magnoliopsida; Poales; Poaceae. The record is from the annotation of a GenBank genome assembly.
AUGGCUUCCUCCAGCGGGAGCGGGAGCGGGAGCGGGUGCUCGGGCUCUCUCUCGGCGGCAACGGCGGCGGGCACGGAGGAGGAGCUGCGCGCGCUCAUGGAGCAGCGCCGCGCCAAGCGGAUGCUGUCCAACCGCGAGUCCGCGCGCCGGUCGCGGAUGCGCAAGCAGCGCCACCUCGACGAGCUCACCGCGCAGGCCGCGCACCUGCGCCGCGAGAACGCGCACGUCGCCACCGCGCUCGGCCUCACCACGCAGGGCCUCCUCGCCGUCGACGCCGAGAACGCCGUCCUCCGCACCCAGGCCGCCGAGCUCGCCGCGCGCCUCGGCUCCCUCAACGACAUCCUCGCUUGCAUGAACACCAACGCCGCCGCGGCAGUCGGCGCCGUCGCCGUCUCCGUCUCCCUCACAGCCGCCGCCGCUUCCUCCUCCGACCCCUACCUCGCCUUCGACGGCGCCACCGCCUUGGACGACCUCCUCAGAUCCUGCCCCGAGAAUAUGUACCAGCUCUGCUAG